AUGACUUCCUUGACCCUUCAGAGGAACCGUAGCAACAGCCAGUUCAGGUCCCAGGGUACUCUACUGAUCCCUGAAGGCCAAACUGAACAGGCUCGCAUGUACCAGCGCAUGUUUGAGGGACAGAUACUGCACCAGAAACUCAGUGACAUUGUGUACUAUAACUACCGCGUCCCCGAGGAGGAGAGGCAUGACUCCACAAUGAAGAGAAACAUGGAGACUCUAGCUGCUGAACUCAAGAUGUGGGAGGCAUACCUGGAGAAGAUGGAGCCUGGUUCAUAUCUUGCGGGGAAGGCAUUCUCAUUGGCUGAUGUCCUCGUAUUUCCUGUAGUUGCCUAUGCUAUGCGCUUUGGAAUGUCCCAGGAGCGAUAUCCUAGACAGGCGGCGUACUACACCAUGCUGAAGGACAGGCCCAGCGUCAAAGCCACCUGGCCGCCACACUGGCUGGAAAGCCCAGGGUCAGACACCAUCAAAGACCUCUGACAUGUCUCCACCUAGAAUCUUUACCUGGUGCUGCACACUCCUACGACCUUUGGAGCAUUGUUUACGCUAAACUCUUUUGUUA
Messenger RNA from Sardina pilchardus (European sardine), 562 nucleotides. RefSeq names its product glutathione S-transferase A-like. NCBI's taxonomy places the organism in Eukaryota, Metazoa, Chordata, Actinopteri, Clupeiformes, Clupeidae. The transcript is spliced from 5 exons. The coding region runs from base 1 to 480 and encodes 159 amino acids. The record is from RefSeq and is a predicted model, not a curated record.